Messenger RNA from Trichoderma asperellum CBS 433.97, 2211 nucleotides. RefSeq lists its product as uncharacterized. The record is from RefSeq and is a predicted model, not a curated record. NCBI's taxonomy places the organism in Eukaryota, Fungi, Ascomycota, Sordariomycetes, Hypocreales, Hypocreaceae.
AUGAUCGAUGCAGAGAAUCUUUGGACGGCUUCGCAGUACAUCAACAAUCAACUGCUGUCGAGGGGACUUCUUCGAGAUGGCCGCGACAUCGAUUUCACAGGCCUUGGAGAAGAGCAGUAUAGUACUGCAGAGACUGCGAGUCGCAUCAUAAGCAUCCUGAAUGAUCUCAUUAUCCGACGAGAUCGAGAUGCGGAGCAACGCGAAUCCCUCUCAGCAGCGCUGCGAAAUAUUAAAGCGGAGAAUUUGAAAUACACAAACGACAUUGCCCGACUAUCAGAGAAAGCCGCCGAAGCACAGCGCAGAAGCGAUAUCGCCACGGCUUCCGAAGCUUCGCUCAAGACCCAGCUCAAGUCAGCAGAGUCGACCGUGCGAGGACUCAAAGAUGAGCUGGCGCGUACAAAAGGAUUAGUGGCACAGGUGCGAACGGCAUGUGCAACUGAAGUACGGAGACGCGAUCGACAAAUCGAAAGUCUCAAGAAGCAGGUUGGCGAGGCGGGUCGUGCGAGAGGAACAAGGACCAGCUCUGGGGUCGUGUCGAUUACCGUGACAGGUGAUGUGGGCAAUGAAAGCAGGAGGUCGCUCACACGUGGAGGAAACAUUGAAGACGAAGAUUAUUCCUUGCGUACCGAGACAAACUCUUUCCUUGCUAGCUUGGCGCAGAACUUGAGCGAGGAGAACGAAACUCUCUUGAAUGUCGUGCGGCAGGCGAAAGAUCGUUUGUGCGAGAUGAGUGGAUGGAACAGCGAAGAGAAAAAAGAAGAUGCUGAGGUUGUGAAGCCGCAAGGCUGGCAAGAGAUGGCAUCGGAGCUGGGUGCUGUGAUGGAACACCUGAGAACAAUCUUAACGAACCCAUCCUUCGUGCCAAUUGAAGAGGUUAUGGUGCGAGAGGAAGAAAUCGAUCGUCUUAAAGCUGGUUGGAUCAAGAUGGAGAGUCGAUGGGAGGAUGCUGUUCAUCUGAUGGAUGGCUGGCGGAAGAGAAUGGCUAAAACCGGAAAACCUAUUGGGGAAGAAGAUCUCAAGAUGGGACUACAUUUGAGCCCGGUUCGCGUCUCUAAUGUUGAGGAAACAAGAACCGGACGAGAACCUGGCCUGCCAGCCGUGGCAGAAGAAAGCGAAGAAGAGGAAGAAGAAGAGGAUGAGUUGAAGCGUUCGCCUUGUCGUCCUAAAGGACCAUACCACGUAAUGGCUGAUGACGCGGACGCGGAUGAAGAGGUUGGCGAUCUCGAAGAGGACAUUUAUGGUUAUAGUAAUGAUGAAUCAGGUGGCGUUGACGAUAACGACGGCAAUGACGACGGCGAUGAUGGCAACGAUGACGGCGACAAUAUGGAAAUCGAUGACUAUAAUGUUGGAGCACCGGAUAACCAUGUCUCAGCGAGUGAACAAACUUCGGGGGCGGCUGAUGAUAAUAUUCGACGAUUUAUGGACUCAGAACAACCUCCAAUACCGCCGCCUCACUUAGUUCCUCUUCAGAAUUCUUCUUCAGCUGGCAAUCGUGGUCCGUUGCAAACUAGACAUCGACAGAAGCCUAGUGGCUCCAUCAUGCAGCAGUCAACUGCAGUUACCAGUGCCGAAGCUUCUGAUUUCGCGUCUAUUCGAGCUGCAAGGCAGCCUGCAACUUCCCAAAGGCAGCGACCUGAUGCCGCAAAGACAACCAAACCUGAAGAGCGGCCCCUCGUUGCAUCGACCUCAUCUCUGGAUGAAGCUCUACUGUCAAACUACCGAGCAGAAGAACAUCCGUCCUCUCGAAGCGGGCCUGCGGUUGGCGCCAGUUCUAACACGGGAGGCAUACGAUCCAACCCACGUCGUAUGCCUGUCCGUCUGGCACCAACACAGGCAAACAGAGUCUCGCGGCCACAGUUUGGCAGCUCACCAUCUAAAGCUGCGAUUGCCGCUAAGCUCGCCGCCUCAGAAAAGCAAGCUGAGGCUGCGCGCGCGAAACUCCAAGCCCUUCGCACCUCGAAGACUGCUCAAGGACCAGCGGUGGCCUCUGCCACAGAGCUGUCGAGACCCUCGGCGGCGGCAAGAAUAAACGCUUCGGUAAGCGGUCGUCCCAGGAGCACUAGUCCGGUAAAGCGCGAAGUUGCGCAGCAAGAAGCACAGAAACCUGAGAAACGCAAGAGGGAUAUCCGGGUGGCUAAAGUCUCGUCGAGACGGAGGAGCACGCUCAGUCCUUUAGAACUCCAAGGCUUGAUAUCUGGCAAUGUUGAAUGA